CCGGGCAGCUCGUCAUGCAACGCAAGCCAAUCACACCCACCACAAAGGGAUGCUCCAGUGCCUUGCUUUCUCCACAGCAUCAGCGUUGAGGGCGAAUACCAGGAACCGGACUGCAAUCCCCGAUACCGAAUAAAAUUCUACCACGUCCAUUUGUAUCCAAUGUUUUGCUCUUUAUUCCUAUCCAUGGCCUGUUGAGGAAUUUCGACAUCACCCCCUUUUAACCUGGCACAUUAACCAAUAGUACCCGUCGUAAUGGCGUCCAUUCCGCCAACAACCUCUUCGGAGUCCUUUCAAAUUAUAUCUUCUCUGCGUUAUGACCCGGCGAUUCCGCGUGCGAUCGGUGAAAGAACUGCAGAACCCCGUCUUCUAGCUACACCGUACUACCUUCUGCCUUACCACCAGGACCGGCUCCUUAACGCGGCGAUCUGUUUCAAUUGGGCAAAAGCUAUUGAGUUUCUACAUCAAGAUUUGGGCCAGUUUACUAGAAUUCUAGACACAUUCAUACCGGACAAAUCGGAGUCAUGGCGCCUUCGUAUUGUUGUUGACGGCAAUGGAGCGUGCAAGGUCGAAGCCAACCCGACAGUAUCAAUGGACCUCCAAAACCUCCUAUGCCCUACUCAAGAGGUUUCCCAGUUAAACACGUGGCGUGUAUAUGUUGACUCAGAGCCUACAACCCCUUCGGACUUUACUACGCAUAAGACUACUGCGCGUGGGGACUAUACAGCCGCGAGGCAUCGGUCCGGGAUCCUUUCACUCCAAGAGCAGGCAGAGGUGCUUGUAAUAAAUCCAAAGGGCGAAGUCAUGGAAGGGAGUAUCACAACCCCAUACUUCAGGCGGCGCAGGCAUGGAUCUGAGAAGGAUGACACGAGCAGAGACGAGCCAGGAUGGGUCACACCACCGCUCUCAAGUGGUGGCAAUGCAGGCACAACUAGGCGAUACGCCCUGACAGAAGGAUUUUGCACGGAGGAGGUGAUCGCAGUGGCUGAUUUAGUAGAUGGUGAAGAGUGUUGGCUUAGUAACGGUGUUAGAGGCUUUAUCCCCGGUAGGAUUGUAUUGAUGGACCCGAAAGGGUCCGAAAGGGUCCACUUCCACGGUAAUACAUAGAACCGUUCAUCUCAAACCUGAGUAUGGCCCCAAAUUUAUCUUGGGGAUUGGUACAUAUAGCGUCUUUACAGGCCUGAAAUGAAGAUGUGCAAG
Aspergillus pseudonomiae is the source of this 1197-nucleotide messenger RNA. RefSeq names its product aminotransferase class IV. Lineage: Eukaryota; Fungi; Ascomycota; Eurotiomycetes; Eurotiales; Aspergillaceae. The coding region runs from base 253 to 1104 and encodes 283 amino acids. Gene Ontology annotation, molecular function: catalytic activity. The record is from RefSeq and is a predicted model, not a curated record. The transcript has 2 exons.